AUGGAUACAGAUUCGGAGACGAAGCUCAUUUCACUCAUUUCUCAACUGUCCCUUCUCAACAACCAUGUAUCUCGUUAUUGGGAUUCGAAGAGCAUACCACUCAUUUUUCAAAUAAUAUCUCUCAUCAGAUCUAUGAAUUUGGAUUCGCAGCCCAAGCCGGAGUCGGAGCUCAUGUCACUCGUUAAGCAAACAAUCUCUCUCUUCAACUCUUUAGAUUUGGAUUCCCUGCCGAAGCCAAUGUCCAAGCUCAUCUCACUCUUUUUUCAAAAAAAUGCUCUUGGGAACUCUGAAGAUUCAGAUUUGGAUUCGAAGUUGGAUUUGAAGUUCAGUGGACUUGCUUCCAAAGCAUUGAGACUCGAGCCGGAGCUGGAGCUCAUAUCUCCCAUCCAUCAAGUACUCCUUCACGUCACCUCUAUGAAUUCGAAGUUGAAGAAGCUUAUUUCCUUAUCCCCUCAAGUAAAAGUAUCACUGAGAGAAAGAAAAUUUCAAGUGUGUGAAGAAGUCUUGUGGAGAAGCAAGAACAAGUGGUACUGUCUCCCCGGAAGUUGGGAAAAAUUCAUGUUAAGAAAAGGGGAGGACGCUAGCCAUUUUCUCUGCGGAGGUUGCAAAGGCGAGAACCAUAUAGAAUAUGACAAGGCUCCAGUCGUAACCAAACACCCUCUUCACCCAAAACAUUUUCUUCAACUUGUCUUGUUGGAGUACUAUAGUGGAACGAGGAAAUGCUACUGUUGUGAUGAAGAUCUCAUAAAGGUAUUUUAUUACUGUUCGUCUUGCGAUUUUGCAAUGAAUAUAGCUUGUGUCGAGAAUCCACCAGUCUUAUCUAUAGACCAUCCAAAGUGGCAUGAGCAUACGCUUGCUCUGUUUCCAAGACGAGCUUCCUUGACCUGCAACGUCUGCGCCUUAUCCGAUUCAAGCUCUCCUAUCUAUAUGUGUCCCCCUUGUGACUUUGUGGUCCAUCUAAAAUGUACCAGCUUACCACGUGUCAUAAGAAUAUCUCGCCAUCUCCAUCGGAUCUCUUUUACCCCUUCCUUUGAUCAAGGAGAUUGGUCUUGUGGAGUUUGCCGCACAAAGAUCGACAGUGAUUAUGGGGGUUAUUCUUGCAUCAGGGUCGGUUGUUUAUAUGCUGCUCAUUCAAGAUGUGCCACACAAAGCAAUGUGUGGGAUGGGAUUGAACUUGAAGGAGAGCCAGAAGAAACUGAAGAAGAAGAAGUUGCGCCGUUUGUGAGGAUAAGCGAUGGGAUCAUACAACAUUUCAGCCAUGAACAUCAUCAUCUAAGACUCGAUGAGAACACUGGCAGAGAUUACGACGAGGAUAAGCAGUGUCAAGCUUGCGUUGCGCCUAUAUAUUUUGGUAACUUCUACUACUGCAUGCAAUGUGAUUUUAUUCUACAUGAGACGUGUGCAAAUUUUCCUCGAAAAACAUAUCACCCCAUACAUCCACAUAUGCUCACUCUAGCGAUAGGAUAUGAUGGUGUUUAUGGAAUAUCUUCGGGACACAUGUUCAGCUUGUAA
This is a messenger RNA of Microthlaspi erraticum, 1512 nucleotides long. Lineage: Eukaryota; Viridiplantae; Streptophyta; Magnoliopsida; Brassicales; Brassicaceae. The record is from the annotation of a GenBank genome assembly.